ACAGUGAAAAGUUACCCUCGCAUCCGCAUCCGUGUGUAUUUUCAAUGAAGGCGCAGCAGCAGUUCCGAGUGGUGACUUUUCUUCGGCUAGGUCAAAUCGUGUUGAACUUUUAGCUCGUUUUCACGCGUAAUAGGUUACACAAACAGUUAAAAUUUCCAUCUGAUAAAGGCUUCAAUUGUUUACCACAGUUUGGAUGGUUAACGGGGACGAGCAAAAAUAAGCGAAAGAACUUACUCAAUCUUUGUCUUUUUAAACAUUCAUAUCUUUUCUUCGGGGCUUCCGUAGGAAGAGUGAACGAAACACGUAUCUGUGGAAACAGCUUGGUUGGUCACAGAAGAAGCACACUAAAGAAAUGACCUAUCGGGAGGCUUCGCACGCCGGAAGUUGGUAUACGGACUCAGGCACGGAAUUAAACCGACAACUUUCCAAAUGGUUGGACGAUGCAGAUUUAAGCUUCGGACCGGCCCGUGCAAUUAUUGCUCCACACGCUGGUUAUCGGUACUGUGGAUCAUGUGGUGCCUGGGCAUAUCGCCAGAUUAGUCCGGCUGUGGUCAAGCGUGUCUUCAUUCUGGGUCCGUCGCAUCAUGUUCGGUUGUCACGUUGUGCUCUUUCGGCCGCCCAGUAUUGCCGCACCCCACUGUACGAUCUCAAAGUUGAUCAACAGAUCAAUGCGGAACUGGAAGCGACUGGUCACUUCAAGUGGAUGGACCAGAAAACAGACGAGGACGAACAUAGCAUCGAGAUGCACCUUCCAUACGUGGCCAAAGUAAUGGAAGACUUCCGGGAUCAGUUCACCAUUGUUCCAAUCAUGGUCGGCUCGAUUAGCAGCGACUGGGAGGAAACGUACGGUAAAUUGCUCGCUCCCUAUCUGGCAGAUCCCCAGAAUCUGUUUGUUAUCUCCUCUGAUUUCUGCCACUGGGGGGCUCGCUUCCGGUACACGUACUAUGAGGAAUCGCACGGUCCGAUCUACAAAUGGAUCGAAGCGCUGGACAAAAUGGGUAUGGAUCAGAUCGAAACGCUCAAACCGGACGGAUUCGGAGAGUAUCUGCGAAAGUACGAUAAUACCAUCUGCGGCCGCCAUCCAAUCGGUGUGUUGCUUCAGUCCGUGGAAGAACUGAAACGACGUGGCUACCGGAUGAGUUUCAAGUUUCUCAAAUACGACCAAAGCAACCAGUGCUGUGAUAAAAAAGACUCCAGCGUUAGCUAUGCCUCAGGAUCGUUGAUUUUUGAGUAAAGUAGUGUAAUAGAAGCUCACAGCGUGCUGAGAACAACGAGAGAUUGUAAGAUUGAGAACCAAAAUCUGUAUGGAAAAGGUUUCUAGCAUGCGUCAAAACAGUUUUGUUAUUGUUAAUUUGGAAGAGAAAAAGUUGCUUUUCGAACAUUUUUUUUUCGCACCUUCUACCAGCGAUGGCAGUUGUUAGUUUUCAGACUCUAACAGUUUUAUGCAUGUUAGUAUCUUCUUUUCUAUGGAUUUCUAGUGAGAACAAAAUAUUCUGAGGCACCGCUGAACAAAAAUAUAUUUAAAAAAUAUUACAAAUCGAGAGGUCAUAGAGUUUUUAACAAAUAUUUUUCGUCAUUUAAAUAAUUAAACAAUUAUUAUUUAUGCAUUAUCAAUCAAUAUCUCAUCUUUUUCAAGUAGUUUGUAAGAGAAUAGUUUUAAGCAACAUUUUUCCAAUAUAUUCGAAAAUCGCAAGUGUCUCCUAAUUGUUUUGACAUAUGCAUAAUCAAUCUACCUAUUCCAAAUUCGAGUUGUUCUUUUACAUCAGGUAAUUUACAAUGUUAAGCUUCUGUUUAAUAAUAUGUCUGAAUUCUGUCAUAUGUUUGCAGCUGUAUUCUUGUGAAUAAA
Molecule: messenger RNA, 1846 nt
Organism: Malaya genurostris
Lineage: Eukaryota; Metazoa; Arthropoda; Insecta; Diptera; Culicidae
Product: protein MEMO1
Exons: 7
Coding region: 353-1234 (293 amino acids)
Source: RefSeq, a predicted model, not a curated record